AAUCUCGUCCAGCCUUCUUGCCCUCAAGACGAAAUUCUCGGUUUCUUGCUCUCGUCUCGAAUCCUUUCUUGACGAGUAUAAGGAUUUCGACUCUUCGACGACACGAGCAUCCGUCGCUUCUUCUAUUUCCUGCAAAAUGGAGAAAAUCCUUGAAGCGUUAACUAGAAAUUUCGAGCUCUUCUGUGAAGCAAUUCCGGAAGACGACUCCUCGGAAUCUGCUAGUUCUUCCGAAGUGUUCGCAAAUCUUCUCUCCAAAAGCGACAAGUUUUCCAUAGUCCUUGAUACUAUCAUCGCCGAUAACAAUCCUACCCCAAAACCUCGCGCUGAUCCAACUAAAUCUUCUAAACUUCCGAAAGUGGACAUCCGUCCAUUUGACGAGGUGAAUCCGGAAAUUUGGUUCGACCAACUGAGCGUCCAAUUCAAGGCGGCGCAAAUCCUCGAUGAACAGCAACAGUUCGCUUC
Messenger RNA from Paramuricea clavata, 462 nucleotides. The record is from the annotation of a GenBank genome assembly. Lineage: Eukaryota; Metazoa; Cnidaria; Anthozoa; Malacalcyonacea; Plexauridae.